Aspergillus pseudotamarii is the source of this 501-nucleotide messenger RNA. Its product is annotated as Glyoxalase/Bleomycin resistance protein/Dihydroxybiphenyl dioxygenase. Lineage: Eukaryota; Fungi; Ascomycota; Eurotiomycetes; Eurotiales; Aspergillaceae. The record is from RefSeq and is a predicted model, not a curated record. The transcript has 2 exons. Gene Ontology annotation, molecular function: methylmalonyl-CoA epimerase activity. Gene Ontology annotation, biological process: L-methylmalonyl-CoA metabolic process. The coding region runs from base 1 to 501 and encodes 166 amino acids.
AUGUCGACUACAUUCGCCCGUCCAAUCAAUCACGUCGCAGUCUCCGUAAACGAUAUUGAGGCUGUGACAACAUGGUAUACUGAAGUAAUGGGAUUCCAGAUCAUCGGCGACCGCAUUUUCCACAUUAAGCGAUGCGAGAGUCCUUCAGCAGCCAUCUUCUCCAUCUAUGGAGAAGCCCUCCAUGAAGUCAAACUGGCAUACAUGGAAACUGGUAAUGGCGUUGGGUUUGAAGUAUUCCAAUUUAUCGAUCCUGAUUUCAAGGCAAAUCCCGUCAGCUUCGAAUACAAUCGUGGCGGUUUCUUUCAUAUCUGCGUGACAGACCCCAAUCCAGAUGCGCUAGCUGAAAAGGUAGUCCAAAACGGAGGAAAGAGGCAAGGUGCUAGAGCCCUAGUUGCUGGAGGGGCGGCGAUCUGUGUAUACGUUCAGGAUCCGUGGGGCAACGUUGUUGAGAUAUUAGAUACCAGUUUCGAUCGGAUGGCAACCAUGGACGUGGCGCAGUGA